This is a messenger RNA of Cyprinus carpio (common carp), 1587 nucleotides long. RefSeq names its product dehydrogenase/reductase SDR family member 13-like. Lineage: Eukaryota; Metazoa; Chordata; Actinopteri; Cypriniformes; Cyprinidae. The annotation marks the transcript as partial. The transcript is spliced from 4 exons. The record is from RefSeq and is a predicted model, not a curated record.
UGUGCAUGUCUAUGCUGGAACAACAAAGAAUACAUUUUCCAUCUGUUGUGUGUGACAGGUGGCAACACUGGCAUUGGGAAGGCGACUGCCGCAGGGCUGGCCAUGAGAGGAGCCCGAGUGAUUCUGGCCUGCCGCAGCAAACAGAGAGGAGAAGCAGCAGCACAAGAAAUCAGGACCGAAACUGGGAAUGAUGCUGUGAUCUUCAUGCAACUGGAUCUUGCAAGUCAGAAAUCCAUCCGAUCUUUUGCCGAAACCUUCCUGAAGGCCGAGCCCAGACUAGACCUGCUCAUCAAUAAUGCUGGACUGGGCGCUCCAGGACGCACUGAAGAUGGCAUCGGGAUGAUCCUCGGUGUCAAUCAUAUCGGUCCAUUCCUGUUGACCAAUCUUCUGCUGGAGCGUCUCAAGGAGUGUGCGCCCAGCAGAGUGAUCACCGUGUCGUCUUGUGGUCAUGAUCAGGGCACUAUUGAUUUCAACUGCAUCAACACACACAAGAAGCUCGCUCUGGGAUCAUCUGACGCUGAUUUAUUCAGGGCCUACACCCACAGCAAGCUCUGUAAUGUGCUCUUCACUCAUGAACUGGCCAAGAGACUGGAGGGAACCGGCGUCACAUGCUACAGUCUCCAUCCAGGGUCGGUAAGAUCAGAGCUUGCCCGUGACAUCAAUGAAUGGCACACACAGAUUAUCAAGACCAUUGUUAACAAGUUCUGGGCGACCGACCCGGUGUCCGGGUCUCAGACGACGCUGUACUGCGCACUACAAGAGAACAUCGAGCACCUGAGCGGACGAUACUUUUCUGACUGUCAGCUGGUGCAAGUCAAGCCUGAGGCCAGAGACGAUGGAAUCGCCAAAAAACUGUGGGACGUCAGUGAGAAGUUAUGUGGCAUAGCUUGAAUACACACUGCUGUGAGAAAAGUACUGCAAUAUCUUGAUUUUGGUAUUUUUUCUUUUGAUAUAUAAUGUGUUCAGACAGAGUCAGAAAUAUCACAAUUAUGUUCUGAGCACACAAGUGAGUGGAAAGUCUGUAACCAGUAGUGUUAAUCAUUCAACUUUUAUAUUUAGCUUCACAUGUAGUUGUGAUUGAAAUUUUUUUUUUUUUUUUGCAUAAUCAAUUUAAAAAUGGAGAAAUAUAAAAAUAUUCAUUGAAAGUUGUUGAUUCUAGCUAUAUAAAUAAAUAAAUAAAUAUAUAUAUAUAUAUAUAUAUAUAUAUAUAUAUAUAUAAAAUAAUAUAUGUGUGAGUGUGUUUGUAUACUGUAUAUAUGAAUGCCUAUUUUGAGACAGCAUAGUGAGACCGAAUGGACUUUUCUUUGGACUCAGUUACAUAAUUCAUGGUGCUGCAUGGGAUUGGGUGGAUCUUUUGGCAUAAUGUGGUUGCUGUGACUCUCUUAUUGAAUUUUGUUUACAGCAUCAUGGGUAUUGUAGUUUUUUUCACUACACAUAAUUUUUUUUAAAAAAUAAGGCUUUAACUAAUGCAUAAUACCAUUAAAAGCCAGUUACCAAUUUCUCUAUGGAGAGUUUUUACUUCCAAAACAUGACUGUUGAACUCUAUAAUAAACACCAGACUCAGAGGAAUGGGUUUCCCAGGCACAC